GUUUCAUACUUGUGUCUUGUUGUACUUGUUAAACUUGAAUCCCGUGUUCGCGACUUUGCGAUAGAUUCUCUCAAAUCCAAUUCCAAUGGCGGAUCCAUCUUCUCAAAACCCUAACCUCGCCACUCCCCCUCCUCCUUCUUCUCCUUCACCAACCCAUCAAAUUCAAUCUGGAACCUCGGAAUUAUCGCCACCGUCUCGACCGCCUUGCUCUACCUUGUCCUUUCUCAAGACUGCUAACCGACCAAAACUCCGUGUGACAUCUGAAUUCGACAGCGAUAGUCUCCUUUUCUUAAACAAAGUGUCUUGUAAGCUCUUCGAUAACCUUGCCAAGCUUAAACUCUCGUUUCAGAACAAUUCCCAGCGCGAGAUUUCACAGCCUCAGGUCUCUUUUACUUCCAAACACGUUUCUGUUCUCUAUGAUGUCGAAGAGAAGAAUACUUUCAUUAAGAGCACUCUCGAUGUUCACCCGCGUCUUCAGCUCCGAGCUCUUCAUAAUGUUAAGGCACAACAAGGAGAAGUUGCUAUGGAGGCAAAUCUGACUGAACCUGGCUACUCUCUGGAGCUUUCAUCACCUGUGCCUAUUGGUUACCCAAGAGCAACUCUUAAAUUCCCACUUGGCGAAAUUUCGUUACAAGAAAAAGAUGAGGAGGAGGAGGAGAAGCAGAAAAGAACUUUAUCUGUUAAUGGGAUCCUCAAACGUCAAGUUAUGAAUGGUGUUUGUACCGCUCUAUACACAGAUGAAGAGUUGAGGCUGAGAUAUGCUUAUAAGGAUGAUGCAUUGUCUUUCAUCCCAAGUAUUUCCCUUCCUUCCAAUGCUGCAUCAUUUGCAUUCAAACGGCGGUUUAGCCCUUCAGAUAAGUUGAGCUAUUGGUACAACUUUGAUUCAAACAUGUGGAGUGCUGUGUACAAACGCACAUAUGGUAAAGACUACAAAUUAAAAGCUGGCUAUGAUUCUGAUGUUCGCCUUGGCUGGGCAUCUCUCUGGGUAAAUCAUCAACCUUUAGUUUUCUUUUCUCUCUUCUCUCAUCAGCGUAAUCUUUUUACUCGCUUAAGCCCGAAUCCGAGUCAUACGAGUAAGAUGCUAUAGCAUAUAGAACAUUCAUUCACCACACAAUUGUACCUAAUGAUGCAUCUACCAUCUAAUAAUAUCUAAGGGACACCAUCACUCUUGAGCAAGCUUUUGUUUGAGUGAGUUGUGACCAUGCAUGAGUCUCAUUUUUUAACCGUGGCAGGUUGGUGAUGAAGCUGGAAAAGUGAAAACGACACCAAUGAAGAUGAAAGUCCAGUUCAUGCUUCAAGUUCCACAAGAUGACAUCAAAUCAUCAGUCUUGAUGUUCCGAGUCAAGAAAAGAUGGGACAUUUGAUGAAAUCUUUGAAUAAAUCAUCUCUUAGUUUCACUUUCUUUAAUCUCUCUAUAAAACCCAUAAAAGUUGUUUGUUUCUCCUUAUAUAUCAAAUCUUUUGCAAAGUAGAUACAAAAGCUUAGAGUGAAUAAUUGCAAUUGUAUUUCUGUAGCUUUUUUUUAAAUGAUCUUUUUCACACGUGUGAGACUAGUAUAAAUGUUGCUAAUUUUCGUUUCCAGUAUAAAAAGGUA
Arabidopsis thaliana (thale cress) is the source of this 1593-nucleotide messenger RNA. RefSeq names its product chloroplast outer envelope protein 37 (gene OEP37). The record is from RefSeq and is marked reviewed. NCBI's taxonomy places the organism in Eukaryota, Viridiplantae, Streptophyta, Magnoliopsida, Brassicales, Brassicaceae. Gene Ontology annotation, biological process: monoatomic cation transport; monoatomic ion transmembrane transport. Gene Ontology annotation, molecular function: monoatomic ion channel activity. The transcript is spliced from 5 exons. Gene Ontology annotation, cellular component: chloroplast outer membrane. Bases 86 to 1087 code for a protein of 333 amino acids.